Messenger RNA from Daldinia childiae, 648 nucleotides. Its product is annotated as Peptidase M20 domain-containing protein 2. Gene Ontology annotation, molecular function: dipeptidase activity. NCBI's taxonomy places the organism in Eukaryota, Fungi, Ascomycota, Sordariomycetes, Xylariales, Hypoxylaceae. The coding region runs from base 1 to 648 and encodes 215 amino acids. The transcript has 3 exons. The record is from RefSeq and is a predicted model, not a curated record.
AUGAUAGCGAGUCAUAAGUUUCGCACCGAGUUUCGUGGGAAAACAGCACACGCUGCCGGUGAACCGUGGAAUGGUGUUAAUGCCCUUGAUGCGGCCGUCGCAGCAUAUAGCAGUGUCGGACUUCUUCGUCAACAAAUCCAACCCGAUGAACGUGUCCAUUCCGUAAUUGAGGUCGGCGGGACGGUGCCCAACGUAAUUACAGCCUACACGCGUAUGAACUGGAACGUUCGAAGUCCAACUAUUGCUGGAGCUGAUAAAUUGCUUGCCCGUGUGAAAGCGUGCAUAGAAGGAGCAGCCACUGCAACUGGCUGUGAGCUCAAUUAUAUCAUAGCACCGACUUACGCAAACUUGACGGCAAAUAAGGCUCUUUGUGAGGCAUAUGCGGAUGAGAUGGGGCGGAUUGGGGAUAAAAUUAUAUUACGGAACGAGAAGCCCGUAACGGCCUUCCACGGCGCAUUCGCAAUAUCAGCGCCACCGAACACUUCGCUCCAUAAUCCCGGGUUCACCGCGGCGGCUAGCACCGACGAAGCUCAUGAAAAGGCCCUACGAUGUGCGAAAGGGAUGGCGAUGCUCGCCGUUCGGGUACUUUUAGAUGAAGAACUCGCUUCUAAGGCUGAUUAUGACUUUCAGCAUAACCACGAGUGGUGA